Eubalaena glacialis (North Atlantic right whale) is the source of this 7114-nucleotide messenger RNA. RefSeq names its product adhesion G protein-coupled receptor G6 (gene ADGRG6). Gene Ontology annotation, biological process: adenylate cyclase-activating G protein-coupled receptor signaling pathway; myelination in peripheral nervous system; heart trabecula formation. Gene Ontology annotation, molecular function: G protein-coupled receptor activity; laminin binding. The record is from RefSeq and is a predicted model, not a curated record. Gene Ontology annotation, cellular component: membrane. The coding region runs from base 797 to 4468 and encodes 1223 amino acids. The transcript is spliced from 24 exons. Lineage: Eukaryota; Metazoa; Chordata; Mammalia; Artiodactyla; Balaenidae.
GGAGCCAGUCUCCCACUCCCUCCGGCCCCCGCAGCUUGCCCCUCGCUGCCCGUCGGGGGGAGCGCCUCUCCCAACCCGCAGCGACACUUCUCCCUCCUGCCCCGGGGCGGGAUCCUGGGUGGGGCGGCUGCGCCCACGGGACGGUCCCCGCCGCCGAGCACCGAGGCUGGGACCGCCCCAGGGCCGCGCCGGGCCCGGCCAGACGCCGCGCGCCGCCAGGGCAGCAGCACCUGAGCCCGCUGCCCGGGCAGAGCCUCGGCGCCGGAAGCGCGGGCCGGGUGAACCGGCCCCGGGAACAGCCCGAGCCCGCGGGGGGGGAGGGGGGGAAAACGAGAGCCACAAAGGGGGUGACCACGUGCCGCCGCGCGCCAGCGGGGCCGAGGACCUACGGAAACGGACCCCUUCACCCACCCGCCCAACCCCCCUGGGAGCGCCCGGGGUACCCCGAGCACCCAGCACCAGCUCGAAGGCAGACCCAGCCGCUAAGCUUCAACGUUCUCGCCCUAACUUUCCUCCAACUUCUCUGUAAGGAGGAACCUGCCGCCCCGCCCGCCGCCAUCCGCACUUGAACUCCGCGGAGCCUGCCGUCCACCUUGCGCCACCCCGAGCGCCGGCUAGGAGCGGCUGUCGGGAAGCCCCGAUGACCUCUCCAGAAAGAGCGUGAAGAAGGCUUCGGCCGCCGCGCUCGGCCCAGGCGCCAGGGCGGCUCCAUCGGGGAACUCGGAGCAGCAGAGCCGGGGAAGGUGGUGGAGCAUGACCGCGCGGCCCCUGGGGACCUCAGCGCAGUGAUGCCGACAUGAUGUUUCACUCAGGCCGAAUGUGGAGCUGUCAUUCGAAAUGGAAGCCAAGUUCUCUUUUGUUCUUAUUUGCUUUAUAUAUUGUGUAUAUUCCUCCCUCAGCAGCGUGGGGAUGUGCCAACUGCAGGGUUGUCCUCUCCAACCCUUCUGGGACCUUUACUUCUCCGUGCUACCCUAACGACUACCCCAACAGCCAGGCUUGCAUGUGGACCCUCCGAGCCCCCGCGGGCUAUAUCAUUCAGAUAACGUUUAAUGACUUCGACAUUGAAGAAGCUCCCAAUUGCAUUUAUGACUCAUUAUCCCUUGAUAAUGGAGAGAGCCAGACUAAAUUUUGUGGAGCAACUGCCAAAGGCCUAUCAUUUAACUCAAGCGCGAAUGAGAUGCAUGUGUCCUUUUCAAGUGACUUUAGCAUCCAGAAGAAAGGUUUCAAUGCCAGCUACAUCAGAGUUGCUGUGUCCUUAAGGAAUCAAAAGGUCAUUUUACCCCAGAUGCUAGAUACUUACCAGGUAUCUCUUGCAAAAAGUGUCUCUAUUCCAGAGCUCAGAGCUUUCACACUCUGCUUUGAAGCAACCAAAAUUGGCAAGGAAGACAACGAAUGGACAGCUUUCUCCUACUCAGAUGCAUCCUUCACACAAUUGCUCAGUUUCGGAAAGACCAAGAAUGGCUACUUUCUAUCUAUUUCUGGCUCAAAAUGCUUACUAAACAGUGCGUUACCUGUAAAAGAUAAGGAAGACAUUUUCACAGAAAGCUUUGAGCAGCUCUGCAUCGUUUGGAAUAAUUCUUUGGGAUACGUUGGUGUAAAUUUCAAAAGAAACUAUGGAGCAGUUUCAUGCGAUUCUACCAUUAGUAAAGUUAUUCCUGGGAAUGGGAAAUUGUUGCUGGGCUCCAAUCAAAAUGAAAUUGCCUCGCUAAAAGGGGACAUUUAUAACUUUCGACUUUGGAAUUUUGCCAUGAAUUCCAAAAUCCUCUUCAACCUCAGCUGCAAUGUGAAAGGGAAUGUGGUAGACUGGCAAAAUGACUUUUGGAAUAUCCCAACCCUAGCUCUGAAAGCUGAAAGCAACCUCAGCUGUGGUUCCUACCUGAUCCCGCUCCCGGCAGCAGAAGUAGCCAGCUGUGCAGAUUUGGGGACCCUUUGCCAAGAUGGAAUUAUUUAUAGAAUUUUCAUAGAGAUUCAAAACAUCCUUCGUCACCCCGAGGUAAAAGUACAGAGCAAGGUGGCCGAAUGGCUCAAUUCAACCUUCCAGAAUUGGAACUAUACUGUUUAUGUGGUUAAUAUCAGUUUUCACCUGAGCACGGGAGAGGACAAGAUUAAAGUGAGGAGAAGUAUUGUGAAUGAUCAAAGGUUGGUGAUUUGGGCUCUUCUAGUUUACAAUGCUACCAACAAUCCCAAUUUAGAAGGAAGAACCAUUCAGCAGAAGCUCUUAAGAAAUAAUGAGUCCCUGGAUGAGGGCUUGAGGCUACAUAGAGUGAAUGUGAAGCGACUGGGUAUAUGUCAUGAUGAUGAGGACCCCAAAGGCUAUAAAUGGCCGGCCAUCCAACCUUCUGUAUACAAUGCUCCCUGUCCAGGGAAGCCGGGCUUCUAUGCUUCACGGGCAUGUCAUCAUGACCCUGCCAACACAUCUCUAGCCUACUGGGGGCCUCCUGAUAUCUCCAAUUGCUCAAGUGAAGCAAAUGAAGUUGCCAAUCAGAUUUUAAAUUUAACUGGUGAUGGGCAGACGUUAAACUCAGCCAAUAUCACCAGCAUCGUAGAACAGGUCAAAAGGAUUGUAAAUAAAGAAGAAAACAUUGAUAUAACGCUUGGCUCAACUUUAAUGAACAUAUUUUCUAAUAUCUUAACCAGUCCAGACAGAGACUUGCUUGAGUCUUCUUCUGAAGCUUUAAAAACAAUUGAUGAAUUGGCCUUCAAGAUAGACCUACAUAGCACAUCACAUGUGAAUAUCACAACUCGGAAUUUGGCUCUUGGAGUAUCAUCUGUGUCCCCAGAGACCAAUGAAAUUUCAAAUUUUAGCAUUGGUCUUCCAAGCAAUAAUGAAUCAUAUUUCCAGAUGGAUUUUGGGAGUGGACAAAUGGAUCCAUUGGCUUCUGUAAUUUUGCCUCCAAACUUACUUGAGAACCUGAGUGAAGAAGAUUCUGUAUUAGUUAAAAGGGCACAGUUUACUUUCUUCAAUAAAACUGGACUUUUCCAGGAUGUAGGAACCAAGAAAGGCACCUUAGUGAGUUAUGUGAUGGCAUGCAGUAUUGGAAACAUUACUAUCCAGGAUCUGAAGGAUCCUGUUAGAAUUAAAAUCAAACAUACAAGGACUCAGGCAGUGCCUCAUCCCAUCUGUGCCUUCUGGGAUCUGAACAAAAACGAAGACUCUGGAUUUUGGAACACUUCAGGAUGUGUCGCACACAAAGAUUCAGAAGCCAACGAGACGGUCUGCCUGUGUAACCACCUGACCCACUUUGGGAUUUUGAUGGACCUUCAAGGAACUGCCUCACAGUUGGAUGGAAAAAACACUAAAGUUCUCACCUUCAUUACCAAUAUUGGGUGUGGAAUAUCUGCUAUUUUUUCAGCAGCUACCCUCCUGACAUAUGUUGCUUUUGAAAAAUUACGAAGGGAUUAUCCCUCCAAAAUCUUGAUGAACCUGAGUACAGCCCUGCUGUUCCUGAAUCUCCUCUUCCUCCUGGACGGCUGGAUCACCUCGUUUCAUGUGGAUGGACUUUGCACGGCCAUUGCAGCCCUGUUGCAUUUCUUCCUUCUAGCUACCUUUACCUGGAUGGGGCUAGAAGCGAUUCAUAUGUACAUUGCCCUGGUUAAAGUAUUUAACACUUACAUUCGCCGAUACAUACUGAAAUUCUGCAUCAUUGGCUGGGGUCUGCCUGCCUUAGUUGUGUCCAUUGUUCUAGCAAGCAGAAACCAAAAUGAAGUUUAUGGAAAAGAGAGUUAUGGAAAAGAACAAGGUGAUGAAUUCUGUUGGAUUAAAGAUCCUGUCGUAUUUUAUGUGACCUGUGCCGGGUAUUUUGGACUCAUGUUUUUCCUGAAUGUCGCCAUGUUCAUUGUGGUGAUGGUGCAGAUCUGCGGGAGGAAUGGCAAGAGGAGCAGCCGGACGCUACGCGAAGAAGUUCUAAGGAACCUGCGCAGUGUGGUCAGCCUGACGUUUCUACUGGGCAUGACGUGGGGGUUUGCUUUCUUUGCCUGGGGACCUUUGAAUGUCCCUUUCAUGUACCUUUUCUCCAUCUUCAAUUCUUUACAAGGCUUAUUUAUAUUUAUCUUCCACUGUGCUAUGAAGGAGAAUGUUCAGAAGCAGUGGAGACGGCAUCUCUGCUGUGGUCGAUUUCGAUUAGCAGACAACUCAGACUGGAGUAAGACAGCUACCAAUAUCAUCAAGAAAAGUUCUGAUAAUCUAGGAAAAUCUUUGUCCUCAAGCUCCAUUGGCUCUAACUCAACCUACCUUACAUCCAAGUCUAAAUACAGCUCUACCACCUACUUCAAAAGGAAUAGCCCCACCGACAAUGCUUCCAUGGACAAGUCCUCAUCAAAACUGACCCAUGCUGAUGGAGAACAAACAUCAAUCAUCCCUGUCCAUCAGGUCAUUGAUAAGGUCAAGGGUUAUUGCAAUGCUCAUUCAGAUAAUUUCUAUAAAAAUAUUAUCAUGUCAGACACCUUCAGCCACAGCACAAAGUUUUAAUAUCUUUAAUAAAAGAAAGAGACAUCAGUCUGCAGCAACGUGAAGAUGUGCAAGCUGUGAAGACUCUGACUAGCAGAUGUAAACGUGAUAUUACCUAGGUAACUGCAUAUAUAUGAAGAAUGUGUUUUGUGAGGAAGGCUUUUGUGAAAUUCAAAAUCUGUCUUUUCAGUGUAUUUCUUCCAUGGGGGAGUUUCCACCAUCACUAAACUUCAGUACUAAGAGGAGCAUCACUCAGUAGCCACAGGGGAUAGGAUUUUUUAAAUAUAUGAUUGAAUGGAUCAAUCAGAACUUGGGCUGUGGGGUGGAAUAUUAAAAUUAGAGGGCAAGGGACAGACUGAGCUUGGGACAAGCCCUAGUUUAGAGCUCAUUCACACCCCACAUAAUAAUUAGAUUUGGAUACGGCCAUUUGCUCCAUCAUCUUUCUCUGCAAUCAAAAGCAUACUAAUAUUUAUGACUAUCUUGGAUGCCCACAAGUCCCAUCUCAGUGCUGGUUUCUAUGAAUGCAUUAGCAUUUCCUCUUUUUAAAUGAAAUUUCAACCACAGAUACAAAAGAAUAUUUAAUGUCUGACUCAAAGUUUAGAAAGGAAUAUUUUCUUAUUAUCUCAGAUGUUUAACCCUGAAGACCACAACAUGCUUAAGAAAGAAAGAAUUCCCAAAAUGUUGACCUAGUUCAUAUGAGGCCAUGUUAUUUCACUUAUCCUAUUCAAGACAGAAGGCUUAAACAUCAUCAUUAAUUAUAAUUUAGUCCUAUACAUUUGAAUCAAGUUUAGUGUUGAUGUUGCCUUAGAGUGGAGCUCCCAGGAGCUGAAGAAUGACCCUCUUACACCUCUGCUUUUGCUGCUCUAGUGUACAUUGAGCUGCGGGCUCAUGGGAGGAAUGUGGAUUUCCAUUAGGCAUGCUGUGUACAGUAGUCUCUCCCUUUCGGGAAAAACAACCAUUGAGACUCUAUGGUCUUGUCUUUGCUCCAGAGACUUUUUAAGACAUUUCCAUUUGCACAAAUGAAAAGCCUCUUACUUCCUCUUUCCAGAGUUUUGUUCCAAAGAAUAUAAACCGAGACUUAGGUGGGUGACUUAUCAUAAUCAAAAUAAUUUAUAAAUGUGUGGGUCUACACUUGCCAGUCUGCAAACUAUUUGUACAUAAGUCCUCUGAUUAUAAGAGCCAGAGGAGGUCUGGCAAGACAGAUGGGGUGUUAUUUAUGGAUUAGGUUUCUGCGUAUAAGCCAUGCAUAAUAUUAAGCAGCUUAACCUAACUGUCAAACUAUCCUGAGUAACAUGCUUGCCAGUGAACGUGUAAGAGACCACAUUUUAAUUGUUCUUAAAUGACGGACUCAUAUCCAGUUUCUUAGAAAUCGGUCUCAGUACAUGCUGUACCUUUACAUUUGCUCUGGGUUAUCUGAGACUUUUCAGGUUCUGGGAGGUGGCAGCCUAAGUGAUGAGAAGAUGAGACAUUCUGGCAGAACCAAACUGCUUAAAGGCAGAAGCCAGACUAAGCACCUGGGGACCUUUAUCUCUGUGCAGGAAGCAGGUAGCUCUCAGUCUGAGACACAGGAAAGCUUUUAGGCUAUGCAGCAAACAAGGGGCCUGUCAGCUUUUGCUGAUCUUCGAUCAUGAAGCUUUUGGCCAGACUUAAAUGGAUGAUAAUGUGCUAAUGGGUUUUCAUACUGUUCCAUUUUGUAGCAUCCUGGAACACUGAUCUGGAAGACAGGAGCAUUGCCCAGCUUGGCCUUCACAGGGGGGGGGUGUAGAUAGUAGGAAAGGAUAGUAAAUCUAAGGUCACUAAGACCCUACAGUAGAGCCAUGUCCUUUUCUCUAGGGAUAUAUAUUAACAGGCUGCUUAUUUUGGCAGAGGUUACAUCUAGAUGAAAAUUAACCUUAAAUAGUCACUGAAUCUUCAUAUACUUUCCCCCAAGCCUUAGAGAUGGUAGAAUUUAAUUAGCUUUCGACUGUGAGAUUUCUACCCAAAGUGCUUAUUGAGUUAAAAGUAAUUAAGAGAUAGCUUUAAAUAUAGCUUUGAUUUCUACUCGUAUUCAUCCAGAUCUGGGAAAACUUUUUUUUUUUUCAAAUUUGACAACAGUAUCAGCUCCACUUUAUAAAUUUCCAGUAAUCAGGUAAGGGAAAAAAAAAUGGAUAAACAGCUGAAUAGAAACAUUUGCAAGUGGACUUAAAAGACUGAGUCAAAUUCUACCCUCAGUUCUGCACAUGUAGAGCUCACCUUCAUUUAGCCCCCCCUCAGAACAGAAAUACAGGAAUUUAGCUGUGGAGCCAAAAUUUAGUUUAGCUUAACUUUGAGAAUAAUAUCAAUUUAGACUCUCUGGGGUAUUUUGGGUUGUUUUUUAUUUUCCUCUUUUUCCUUUUUUUUAACAUUAUGUUAGAGUCAGUCUAAGAUCCUGAGAUAUUUUCCAUUGUUGUCACGAUGACUUGCAUUGUAAAGCUUUUAUUUGUUCAAUGUUGGCGUAGACUCUUUUGUAUAUAUUUAUUUAUUUGUGUUUAUAAAUGUGAGCUUGUCUUGUAUCUUACAUUUAUAUUGCCUGGCUUUGUUAUUUUAAUUAACUUUCUAUCAGAGAGACUGUAUAUAUUUUUUUCUAAAUACUUUGUGAAAUAGUUUUCUGUAGCAGUAUCUCUGAAUUUGAUGAAUAAAAAGUGACUG